AUGGGCUCCAACAAACCUCGCGGUCUCCAAGCCGCCCGCAAACUUCGAACUGACCGCCGCCUGAACCGCUGGGCGGAUAAAGCUUACAAAAAGCGAGCCCUUGGCAACAUCUACAAGACCUCUCCCACUGGUGGUUCCUCCCACGCAAAGGGGAUCGUCCUCGAGAAAGUCGGUGUCGAGGCCAAGCAACCGAAUUCCGCCAUCCGCAAGUGCGUCCGUGUGCAGCUCAUCAAGAACGGCAAGAAGGUCACUGCCUUCGUACCCAAUGAUGGCUGCCUCAACUUCGUCGACGAGAAUGACGAAGUCCUUAUCUCUGGCUUCGGCCGAAGCGGCAAGGCUAAGGGUGAUAUUCCUGGUGUCCGAUUCAAGGUCGUGAAGGUCUCUGGUGUUGGUCUCCUCGCUCUGUGGAAGGAGAAGAAGGAAAAGCCAAGAUCGUAA
Molecule: messenger RNA, 438 nt
Organism: Pleurotus ostreatus (oyster mushroom)
Lineage: Eukaryota; Fungi; Basidiomycota; Agaricomycetes; Agaricales; Pleurotaceae
Gene: RPS23
Product: 40S ribosomal protein S23
Exons: 5
Coding region: 1-438 (145 amino acids)
Biological process (GO): translation
Cellular component (GO): ribosome; cytosolic small ribosomal subunit
Molecular function (GO): structural constituent of ribosome
Source: RefSeq, a predicted model, not a curated record